Messenger RNA from Ruditapes philippinarum (Manila clam), 1089 nucleotides. RefSeq lists its product as uncharacterized. The record is from RefSeq and is a predicted model, not a curated record. Bases 486 to 1052 code for a protein of 188 amino acids. The transcript is spliced from 3 exons. Lineage: Eukaryota; Metazoa; Mollusca; Bivalvia; Venerida; Veneridae.
CUGUUACAAUCCGGGUCAUUUGUUUCGAUCGCGGGAUUAUGGAGUUUGAAUGAAAAGUUAUGAUUCUUGGAUAACAGUUGUUGUUUUUUUAUUUUGCAAAUCGAAAAUUCGUUUGUUCUAGGUUGAAUUAAAUCAUAUAAUUCAAAAUUGUCAAACUGGUUUUGAUAAGCUACUAAAAUGUGUUAUUGUCAAAGUGUUAAUUAUCGACAAUAUUCAGGAAUUUACUAAUUUGAUGAAUUGUUAGCAGAUACAAAUUAAAUUAUGACGCACUUUUAUCUUAAUUACGGCAGGUGGUAACUUAUAGGAUAUUGAACUCUACGUUGUUGUUAAUGAGGAAAGAAGACUAUAUUUAUGACAUAACUGAUUGUUGUAAAAAAAUAAGCUUUUGUGUGUACGUCCAUUAACGUCAUUAUCAUUUAAAUCUAUUAUACUUUUUGAAGAAUUGGUUCAUAUUUAAAUAAUGUGAAAAAUAUUCUUUCUAAAACAUGAACUGCGACCUUGAAAACAUGAACUCUGACCUUGAAAUCAUGAACUCUGACCUUGAAAACAUGGAAACUGGGUUUAGUGAAGUUACAGACGAAGACUUAAAUGAACUAAAUGAAAAGAACGAUUCACAUGUCAAAAAUGAAAAAGCUGAUGUUGGCAAUGAACAGCCGGAUAUUGGUGAAAUGUCAGAUGGGUUUGAGCCUGACACAGCUGAUGUUUCAAACGUUGAAGAGAGAUCGGUAGUAAUGAAUAACAACUUUAUUCUACCAAUGGAAUCUGUAGAAACAGAAGGAAAUAUGGAGGACGAGAAAGCAUCAAAGAAACAGAAAAGGGAAAAGAAAGAUGGCCGGUUUUACAAGUUUGUGAAAAAGCAUUUUCUACAACGAAGGAAUACUUCUAAUGAUGUCAAAGAAAUCCGAAUCGUUCCGGAUGGAGAUGAAUUUAAAUGGGCGCGCAGAUCGGCCGGAAGUGCUGCGUCACGGUCUAGUAACGAAACAACCAGUAGCGACGGGGAUAGACUGGAAGUAGUACAUGAUAUGGCGGAAGAAUACACUCCGGAAUUCUGAGUUUUGAUGAAACUACUUUAAACGUUGGUGCUACAAU